GAGGAGAAAAGAACGCCCAAGGAACAAGGUGAUCCGAAAGUUGCGUUGUUGUUGGGGGCAUAGUUGCCCAGUUUUCCGAUAUUUCUUCUCGCUCCACAUGGUCUCACGUUCCUCCUCCUCCUUCAUUCCCCUCUCUCGCCUCUAAGUAAAUGGACCUGCCUUCUGAUUUCAAGCUUAAUGCUUUUCUUCGUCUGCUGGACUCGCCUUCACCAUCAGAUGAAGAUAGAAACCAUGUUUUUUUCAUUAUUGCAAGUACCCAGAUGCAGAAUACACAGCAUAGCUAAUUAUUGGGACGAAACCUUCCACAGUUCAAGUAAGAUUUAUGGUAAUAAUUCAAGUGUUAGGCUACUUCGUUCUAGAAUUUAUGGACAGGAUGGAGGGCACAGUAAGGAGUGGAGUAGUAGAAGACCUGUAGCUACAAAAACGGAAGGAAAGGGAAAUAACCAAACCCUGGAACCAGAUCAGAACAUCAAGCCUGAAAUUUCAAGUGAAACAAUAUUAGAAAGUGCUGCAUUAAAUGUAAAUAAAACACAGUUAGUUCAAUUCCAGGAUUUGCAAUACUGUGACAUACGGCAGGAGAUUACUCAGAAUAAAGACUUAUCUACCAAAGUCACUGUUAUUGCUUUUGAUCUUGAGACUACUGGGCUUAGCAGAAAAGAAGGACGGAUCGUUGAGAUUGCACUCCGAGAUCUUCGAGGUGGUGAGAAUAGCACCUUCCAAACUCUUGUAAAUCCUGUAUGUGAUGUUACUAAUUCCUACAUUCAUGGCAUCACCACUAUGAUGGUUAACAGGCCUGAUGUUCCAAGGAUGGAGGACCUGAUUCCCAUCUUGUCACAGUAUAUUCAAAGCCGUCAGAAGCCUGGCGGAUAUGUAUUAUGGGUUGGUCACAAUGCUCGCUGUUUUGAUGUACCCUUCAUCAUUAAUGAAUUUAGACGUUGUUCUGUAGAAAUUCCUCGUAAUUGGCUAUUUGCAGAUACCCUUCCGUUGGCACGUGAACUGAAGAAGUCUGUAGGAACAAAACUUUCUUCAACAACGCUUGAGGCCCUUCGCGAGCUUUAUGGAAUUCAAGCGGAUGGAUCAGCUCAUAGGGCUAUGGUAGACGUGAAUACUUUGUCAAGGAUACUUCCUAGAUUGACCUUUGAUCUCAAGUUGACCUUAUCCGGCCUUGUCCAAAGAUCAUUUACAGAAUCUGAUUUGAUCAACUCUAAGAGGAAGAAGCAUUCAGGCUAGUUGCCUGCAAUAUUAUCACUGCUAUUGUUCAUUGUAUUUGAAUAUUUUUAUUUGUGGAAAUGGAGGGUAGUUGCACCAAGAGGACUAGCACACUGUAAUCCAGGGAAAAAGAAACUAGGCUAGCAAUGGUCUGAAACUACCCACGGAGAAGUGACAAGAAUUCGUCAAUUCAUUAACAUUAAUUUGACAUCCGAUAAUGUAGAUGAUGUGGCAGUAUGUUUGUAACUGAAGGAGAAAAGAAACGCUGUAUUUGGUAAAUUAAUUUUUUUCUCAAAGUUCAGAAAUUUAUUUACUGAA
Molecule: messenger RNA, 1527 nt
Organism: Prosopis cineraria
Lineage: Eukaryota; Viridiplantae; Streptophyta; Magnoliopsida; Fabales; Fabaceae
Product: exonuclease DPD1, chloroplastic/mitochondrial
Biological process (GO): DNA catabolic process
Cellular component (GO): cytoplasm
Molecular function (GO): 3'-5'-DNA exonuclease activity; nucleic acid binding
Source: RefSeq, a predicted model, not a curated record